This is a messenger RNA of Cricetulus griseus (Chinese hamster), 912 nucleotides long. NCBI's taxonomy places the organism in Eukaryota, Metazoa, Chordata, Mammalia, Rodentia, Cricetidae. The record is from RefSeq and is a predicted model, not a curated record.
AUGGCGGACGAGGAAGAAUAUGAAGAGGUGAUAGAGUACUACACGGAGGAGACAGUUUACGAGGAGGUGCCAGGAGAGACAAUUACAGAAGUCUAUGAAACUACGACGACAAGGACAUCUGACUAUGGGCAAUCCGAAAGUUCCACACCAGCGCUGGUACAGCCGCAGCCAGCAAAACCGAUGGAGCGGAAGAAGGUCAUCCGAAAGAAGGUGGACUCUUCUAAGUUCAUGACCCCCUACAUUCAACACAGUCAGAAAAUGCAGGACCUUUUCAGCCCGAAUAAAUACAAAGAGAACUAUGAGAAAGCAAAGGGACAGCCAUAUGCUAUCACAAGUGAUACUCCAGAACUUCGCAGAAUCAAGAAAGUACAGGAUCAACUCAGUGAGGUUAAGUAUCGAAUGGAUGGAGAUGUUGCUAAAACUAUCUGUCAUGUUGAUGAAAAAGCAAAAGAUAUUGAACAUGCAAAGAAAGUGUCGCAGCAAGUCAGCAAGGUUUUAUACAAGCAGAACUGGGAAGACACCAAGGAUAAGUACCUGCUUCCCCCUGAUGCCCCUGAACUUGUCCAAGCCAUUAAGAACACAGCCAUGUUCAGUAAGAAACUGUACACUGAAGACUGGGAAGCAGACAAAGGGUUGUUUUAUCCCUAUAAUGACAGUCCAGAACUGAGGAGGGUCGCCCAGGCCCAAAAAGCACUUAGUGAUAUUGCCUACAAAAAAGGACUCACUGAACAGCAAACUCAGUUCACAUCCCUGCCUGAUCCUCCAGAUGUAGAAUUUGCCAAGAAAGUAACCAACCAAGUAAGCAAGCAAAAAUAUAAAGAAGACUAUGAAAAGAAAGUCAAAGGAAAAUGGAGUGAGACACCCUGCUUUGAAAUUGCAACAGCCAGAAUGAACGCCGAUAAUCUUAGCACA